Messenger RNA from Paramuricea clavata, 1745 nucleotides. The record is from the annotation of a GenBank genome assembly. NCBI's taxonomy places the organism in Eukaryota, Metazoa, Cnidaria, Anthozoa, Malacalcyonacea, Plexauridae.
AUGACGGUAGGUAACGUAAUUUAUGUUAAACUUUAUGGCAUGUUUUAAAUCUGCGCAGCUAAUUGGGAAACUCCGACGACUGAGAUUUGCAUGUAAUUAUUAAUGCUGAUAAAAUCAUUGGGCAUAUAUUGCCCAAGGACAAAUUGAUUAAUUUUUAUUAAAUUUGAAUGAAGAUUGGAUGAGAAAUAAGUAACUGUUUUCCAGGCCUAGUAAACUAUGCACUGUACAUAAACUGACGGAGUUAUGCAGUCUCUGAGUGCCCUGUAGUUUACAUAUUAUUAUUUAUUUAAUAUAUACAAUAUCCACUCACUUACUUUACAGAAUUCAACUGUCAUGAUUACCUCAUUAUAUCUGGAGGUUCAUCAAAAAAAUUCUGUGGGACCACCACUCCGGCACCAUUUGUACCUAGCCUGAACGUCGUCACACUGGAAAUGGUAACAGAUGGUAGUAUUGAAGAAAGCGGUUUUGAUCUCAGCUUCACCACCGUCCAGAGUAAGCAAUAGUUUCGGUGUGUUCAGGGGCGGCAGAGGGAAAUAAGGCGUCAGCAGACUUGUCUUAAAUCGGGAUGGAGGGCGCCAGACAAAUCCCAGCUCCUAUAUUAAAGUCACUUUUGCUUUACUCUGACUUAAAUGUGGUGACAAGGGUUGUAAAAAUUACCCAAAAACUAAUGAGUAAAAUUUGCUUUUCCGGAAAAGUAAUUAUGAUAAAUUCAAAUCUUAAUUCCUUCAAAAGUUGCUGCAGAUCACGUUUUGCUUAGGUGAUAAAAAGAUUGGAUUACCGAACAGAAUCUACAUGUACCUAACCGACAUUAAAAAAACAAGUCUUAUAAUUGAACUGAAUUUAAUUUGUUAUUUAAUUUAAGUAGAAAAAUUUCUGUGUAGUUGCAUGACCAGUUAUGACCCUCGACAAACAUGCAACUUCAAAGCCAUUUUCUUCUGAAAUUUCCAGAUAUGGCGAGUUUGGAAAAAAAUAAAAAGUACACAGAAGUGACGCGAAUUGCUUUCUUCAAAAUGUUACUCGUUACAUUAAAAAAGUAAUAAUUAAUCGAAAGUAAUUUGUGAUUAUUACAACAUUGGUAGUAAAAUAAGGCUCAGAUUGAAAGUUUAAAUUGAUUUUUAAUUGUGCUGAGUCAAGCAAUAUUUCUCUUGGGCCUAUAACCUUUUCUUGUUCUCGGAAUCAAAAUCUUUUCCGAUUAUUUCUUGAAAUUAUCUAGCGGUUUUCCUCAUUAGUUUUCAGUAACAUCAGCAUGUAUACAAUAUUCUGCGCAUGUUCAUUGGGGCUGGUUGUACGAAGAUCGAAUAUCUAAAGUGAUUUCGUCAACCGUUGUGAAAAUUACGAAUAUCGAACACAAUCAAUAAACACUAGAAUUUUAUCUGGGUUAGAGCAAUAAACGAACUUUUUUAGAAUACUUGAAAAAUCGCUAUCUUGUGGAUAGCGUUCUGCUCACCUUUCGUACAAUUUAUUGGUGGGGAAAAAUACAUCAAUAUUUCUAAUACCUAUCACAAAAUAAUUUGAUAUAUGAUCCUGUGUAUAUGGAAUACUCCUAUCUUUAUUUUUUCUAGCAACUGGUUUACCCCCAGCAGUGAGUGUGUGUCCGACCAGAUCAAUCAUCCCCAGUGCGAUUGGUCGUGUCCAUUCGCCUGGAUUCGCUGGUAACUAUAGCGCCAAUCUAAACUGUAAGCUUACCCUGAAUGUGCCUUCAAGUAAGGUUGUUGAAAUUUCCUACAACCAUGUUGAUAUUGAAU